CGUACUUGCUAUUAAUCUGUUAUGGAUCCAUUAUUCUACUUAUCUGCGUGACUGACCGUUUAAUCUACAAAUACAAUAUCUUUCUUUUCGUAGUUUGUCAAAAGUAACAUUAAUCUAACGCCGGUAGGAUUAUUACGUUUAGAGCACAAAUAAUUAUUGAUUGAUCUAGUCGCAUCUUCGUAGAUGGGUAAAUUUUAAACGUCAUCGAUGAUGCAUACUACAAACUGUGUAUGUAAACCAUCACAUAUUUUUUCAUCGGAUUAUUUCCCGAUUAUAAAAUGAUUUCGAUUAAUUUGAUCGAUGCGUGUAAUUACAAUGUACGAAAACACGGUUAGCUUUAUAAUCCCGUGAAAGAGGCUUUAUGAUUCUAGUUACGCUUGGGUCUCGUAGUUGUCGACUUGUUACACAGUAAUAAAGAUGGCGGAUGUAAUGCACGGGUAGCUGACGUUUGCUUCGAUACGCGUGUUAAACGAUUCCUCCGAACAGUCCAAUUGACACAUUACCGUGGGCUAUAUAUGCGCGCGUGUUGUGCAUAGUGUGGUGGAAAUUUUAACUGGCAAAAUGUGUUAGAAAUUUCGUUAAUAUGAGCGAAGGAGCGGAUUCAGUAACGUCGAUCUGCGAAAAUUCGCUUACGACCUUGAAAGUUGAUCCUGAGGAAGUUGAUCCUGAAAAACUUCCUCCACGAAUAAUAUCGCACAAUACCAGGAGGCCACGGUUCUGCUUAAGCAAUAUUCCGCUUUCCCCAUAUAUACUAAUCGAUGGGAAAAAAUUACGUAGUUCGUUGGCUUUCACCAAGAAACGACCUCCGCGACGAGUGAGUUUUCCUGAAAAUGACAAUCUUUUGGUUACGGGAUGUCUGGAGCCUGCCAAUCCUUGGAUACUUGCUGAAAAUGUGAACCGUGAUGAUUUAAUCUCAGCAUACAAGGAAUCCUGUGUAAAACAUAAUACUGAUCCUUUGGAAAUUGUUGUAAGCCAACUUCAGACUUUAGAUACAUCCCAAACACAUUCUGAAGAACUUACAUUAAGAGGACAAAUAUUAGAUCCUAAUGACUGUGAAGCAUUGGAAGAAGUUCUUAAAAGAAUUCAAUUUCAUAAAGUUGAUUUAGAAGCAACAUCUUUGAAUGAUGAGAGUUCUGUGAUAUUAUUUGAUAUGUUAGAGUAUUAUGAGUCUGCAAGACAGUUGAAUAUUUCAUCUAAUCAAGGCAUUGGCGAAUAUGGGUGGCAUGCAUGUGCUAGUAUGAUAAGAAAGACCCAAUGUUUAGAACAUCUUGAAGCUAAGGAUGUAAUACUUGAUGAACAGCACAUGAAUAUCUUGAGUCGUGCAUUGCGAUUAAUCUGCCAUCUACAUGUGCUAAAAUUAGAAAAUUGUGGACUUUCAGGAAGAUGUAUCGUCACACUAGUUUCAGCGCUGAAAGUGAAUACUGGAAUAAGGGAACUGUAUUUAGCUGACAAUAGACUUAAUUUGUACGACGCAAUACAACUUGGUUCUCUUCUUAGGGUAAAUAAUCAUAUACAACUACUUGAUAUUAGCAAUAAUAACAUCCAAGAUGAUGGUGUACGUGAUAUCCUUGAAGGACUUAUUAAUCAAAUACAUGAAGAUAAGAGCGGUAAAGGCUUAAGCAUAUUAGUGUUAUGGAACAAUCAACUUACAAAAAGCUCGUCUCCCUAUUUCGCACGAAUUAUAGCAAUGUCUAAAACGUUAGAAACAUUAAACGUCGGAAAGAACAUGUUGUCCGAUGAAUUAAUAUUUGCUGUAAAAGAUGCAUUGACGAAGAACCGUACUUUAUUACAAUUGGGAAUACAAUCAACUGAACUCACGUGCGAUGGUGUUGUUGCAUUGUCAGAAAUUAUUGGAACAAAUCAGGUUUUGCAAAGGAUAGAUUUACGAAAUAAUGAUGUACGACUGACUGGAUUAACAGCCCUUAAUGCUGCUAUGAAAACAAACAAAAGCAUCACUAAAAUAGAUUUGGAUGAUAAGCUCAGACAAAAAGCAGAUGACCCAGACCAGACCUUAUACACGCAGCUUUUAACUGAGAUUCAAGUCUGUUGCUCGGAAAACGAGCAGAAUCGUAUUAUAGAAGAAAACAACGAAGGUUCUGAAAAUUCACGUCAUAGCAUCCUCUGUAGUACAAAUUCUCGUAAAAUUUCGCUUACUUGUCAAACACUUCCAUGUUCUUUAUCAACCGUGAUUUCGAUACGAAAUAACGUACCAGGGCAAACGAUGCUCGAACCGAAACGUAUCAAUGGAGGUCGUCUACGUUCCCCAGCCCUUAGUCCAGCCUCUUCACCUAUAGCGAGCCCGAUACCAAGUCCUUCACGAAGUCGAUUUGUGGUGUCCCGAGUGCCAGAAACAUCAUUAUGUUCUACAGAAUCCUCAGCAUCUUCGUCACCAGUUACUCUCUCCCUUGAAUCAUCUACCUAUCUCGCAUCUUCUGCAAGUGGGCCAUCUAGAUUUCGAGUCUCUGUUGUUGAAUCAGCAAAUACCAUUUUGCAUAAACCUAUUGUUGCCUCGCCGAAGGCUGACAUUACGUUUGAUUUAAAGUUUAAAGUCAAUAGCGCGGAGUCGACUGAUUCAGAUGACUCCGUCGACGUAUUCGGAUCCAAAUUAGAAACGAAUAACACUCGAAGCGAUGAAAGUUCCCAUAACGCGUCAGGCAAGAUGUCUCAUUUAAUUUCGAAUAAGGUAGAAGAAAGCUGCACACCGUCAACGCAUGAAUCGAUUCAAUCGAAGAACGAACAACAAUUUACCGACGCUGUUGUUGAGAUUCAAUCAGAUGACAGUACAGAUUCUACCGCUCUGAAAGUUAAGGAACAUACUAAUGUACAGAAUAAUGAAAUUCAUAUUCCAAGUCGACUGGAAAGCACUCCAACGGUAAAGAACACAGGACUGUCAGAGGGUCAUUGUAAUGAAGAUUUCAAAGAAAUAAAGACAUCUGCAAUUGUAAAUAGAGGUGACAAAGAUUCCACUGUUUUAGCGAAUAAUAAACCGAUUCUUAUUGACAAACAAGAUACGACCAAAAAACUAGCAACUACUGUUUUAAGCGAUAGAACAGAAGCACAAACGAAGCAAAAGUCUUGCAUUCAGAAACAUACCCCGAAUUUAGAGAAAUUACUUGCGCUAUUUCAAAAUCCUAGUUGUCUUUUCACAAGCAGCCAAUUGAAAUUGAAGAGUACAUUUCAAGGUACUGUAAACAGUCUUGCGGCAACUGAAAGUAAAUUACACUGUUACUUAAAAGAAGAUAAAGACAGGGGUCAGAAAACUGAAGAAACUGGAAACUGUCAGAGAACAGAAGACUCUUCAGCAUCGUCAAAAAGUAAACUAACAAAAUCAUUUAAUAUUUCUCAAAUGUUGAGCUUGAAAAGCAUAACGAACAUGUUUCCGUCAUUUAAAUUCGAAGAUAAUUUAAAUGUCUCUGAACAGAGCGGUAAGUCUCAUUCGAAACCAGUUACCGAAGUAAAUCUUUUACUGAAACAAAAAUGUAGAAAUACUGACCAUAACGAUGACAAUAAACAGUUAAAGGUUCACAUAGAAAGACAAAAAAUUAAUCUUUUUACUAUGGAUAAUCAGUUGGUACCCAAGAAUAUACAAUCAAAAUAUUAUGCUGAUCUUAUUAACAAAGAUUUUCUAUUACCCGCAAAUUAUAUUAUUUCAAAUAUAGCGGUGGAUAACUGUUUAAAGAUUACACAUAACAGUUUCUUAAAACGUAUUUCAGAGAGAAAGAUGAUCGCACCUUUCUCUAAAUUUGUAGAUAGAUAUGAAUAUCCAGUUUUAGAAGCAACUAUAAGUGAUGUAAAAAUCGAAGACAUAGAGGAAGUACUGAGCAAGGUAGAUUCCAUACUGAUAAAAGAAACGUGUGAUAAAACUUUAACGGACAGUAUUAAUUUUACUAGUGAUAGUAAUUCCUUGUCUUGUAAUAUAAUGUAUGAUAGAAAGAAUGUAAAUGAUACGUAUACUGUAAAUAUGCCUGAGAAAGUGCACAAUUUAGUUCUAUUAAACGUAUAUCCGAAACAUGAUGGUAAGAAUAAUUUUGUUUUCAAUGUAGAUAAAAAGCAAAAUCAUUUGGCAUGUUUCGCAUGUACAGAAAGACGCGGUUGUAAUAUAAGUAAUAAACCACUUGCAUAUCACAAUGCGUUAAAGGCAAAUAUAGGAACAAAUUGUUUGAACAAUGAAGUUACCAAAAUGCAUAGUAUUGAUACCAAUUAUUGUAAGAUGGAUUGUACAAACAUUCAGAAUACGUCAAGCGAGCAAGCGGAAGGAAGAGAUAUUUGCCGUGUAAAUAAUAGUAUGGAUUGGCAAAGUAUCUCGACAAGUGAAAAAUCAAAAGUACGAAUGUCCAAGAAGAAUUUUAUGUACGAUGAUAUUAAUCUUGAUUUUAGUGAUGCUAGUGCAGAUUUAAGUACUUCAACUUGUCAUGAAGAAUAUGUUACAAAUACACCAAGAAUACAAGAAAUAACGAAAUCGUUUGAUAUAGCGGGCAACAAAUACUUGGAGAUGUGUACUGUAAAUGAGAUGAAAACUAGAUUACCUUUUAUGGAAAGUAUCACGGGCAAUGUGUUUGGAAAGACAGACAUCACGCCUGUAUCCAGAACGUGUUCUUGUAUAGCAGACUAUAAUAAGUCCAUUCCCAAAGAUCUUAUAUUUUACAUAGCUGACAUUUCUCCUCUCGCUGGGAGUUCCAUGGAAGAGCUCUCAACGGAAAUUAUUCCCCAUGAGUGGUCUCAAGAUGCUGUCAAGUUAAAGACCUCGUUUUGUGCUUUACCUCAAAAUAAUUCAAGCAUGAAUCUCGUUACUGAAGAGACAGAGAAUAUUUGUAAUACCAAUGAAGCUUCCAAAAUCGAGGAUAACAAUUUUUCUACACAUCAUAAUAUGCAGGACAACACGCAUUUUCUUAACAAACAAAAAUUCCAAGAAAACGAUGAGUCUGGAAUUAAGUCUGAAUGUUCCUCAAUAUGUACAAAAGUUUACUCCGUAGCCCAUUCGAAAGAAGAUGUAUGCCUGUUGAAAGAGGAUAGUGGUAUAGAUGAAAAUACAUUAGAGAAUACAUAUAUGUUCACUAAAUUUGGAUCAAAUAUUGCUCAACCUGUAACAUUUACAAAUCCAAAUGCGAUUAGUGAUAUGACUCAUAAAUACCUUAAUACGAUUAAAUGUGCAGUUGCUACAACUAUGUGUUCAAAGGCAGCUGUGAACACAAGGAAUAAUGCCAGAGUUGAAAUGAUUUCUGAUGAGUGCACUAAUGUUGCCGACUCCUCAUCGGUAAUUCAUGCGACAAGCACAAAAUAAGACAGGAAAUGUGGAGGAUGAAGAUGAGGAAAUGGAAGAUGUGGGACUAGAAGCUGAAGAAAAUGACACUUUAUAUGAUUUAGAUGAUGAAAUUGAUGAACUUGAGAAACUUACAAUGGAUCUUGAACCACAAUACCAACGGUAUGCUAAAUGGCGAAUCUAAAUAGAUGCUGUUAGCUUGUUGUUAACACUAGACUUAACAGACCAGUAAAAAUGACUGAUGAAGGAUAUUUUAUUUUGCAAUUAUUAAAAUUUUAUUGAGCAAAUUUAUAUAUUCAGGCAUGUAUUAUAACGAGAAUUACGUGAAGUCUAAAUCAAUGCAGUUAUUGCUUGUUAUUUUUGUAAGGCAAUACGAAUCAGUCGCUUUUAAUGCUCAGUAGUUCUAGUGUUAAUACUCGAUGGUAGUUAUCUAAAAUAGAGAAACAAUCCAAGGAACAAAAUUGUUCUGUGCGAGAAAGGUGUAUGAAGGGAUCUUAACAUUCUUAUUUUUGUGCAUUAGAAUGGGCUAUUUAAUACAUUGCUACAAAUAUCUGUUAUUUCUGCUAAUGAAGAAAAGUGUAAAAGAAGUUAUUUAGUUCAAAGGAAACUAUAUUUCCAAUUGAAGUUGAAUUUUUUAAACACAUAGUUUCCAAAAUUUCAAUUGAUAUUUUUCUAACAACAGAUGGGAAUCAAGUUCAAUUA
This is a messenger RNA of Megalopta genalis, 5962 nucleotides long. RefSeq lists its product as uncharacterized. NCBI's taxonomy places the organism in Eukaryota, Metazoa, Arthropoda, Insecta, Hymenoptera, Halictidae. The record is from RefSeq and is a predicted model, not a curated record.